This is a messenger RNA of Colletotrichum godetiae, 730 nucleotides long. RefSeq lists its product as uncharacterized. The record is from RefSeq and is a predicted model, not a curated record. The transcript has 3 exons. The coding region runs from base 236 to 445 and encodes 69 amino acids. NCBI's taxonomy places the organism in Eukaryota, Fungi, Ascomycota, Sordariomycetes, Glomerellales, Glomerellaceae.
CUUGGGUCGGGGGCCGUCAUCGCAGGCGGACAUGACUUGGACAUGACAACACUGAAAGACAAGAGUCUACACGAAAUCGUCACCAAGUCGAGGUUACGAACCAAGGAUCGAGUACCGGCCGUGUAAGAGGCACUCCUUUGCUUCAGCAAACGAUUAAAUGCAUUAUUCAGCCGUUCGUGAUGUGGUAAACUUGUCCAGAAGCUGACCCCUUGCUGUAUGCAAAUGUAGCCUCGAAAUGGAAACGAAGGGGUUCUUGUGUGGCCCGACUGAUGUUCUUGACGGUAUUGCUCAUCGGUCGGAGAGUGAGGCAAGGAUCGAUCCGAGGAGGUAUAACUACCGAAUGACUGUCAACUUGAGUACGGCGGAUGAGCGGUAUGUUGAGAAGGUGAGGGGGCUGUGGGUUGGGAGUGGGAUGUGGGAUCGGGAUGAGCUUGUCGUUGAGUAAGAAGUCCUUCAAAAGGACGAUGUUGUUUACGUUGCUGACAUGUUGAUAGUGUCUUUUUUUCUAUCGGGCUUUUCUGACGUCAAGUCCAGGUUGAUGAGAAUGAGCUUAUGAAGUCGAUAGGAACUCAAGACCCUGGUGGAGCCUCUCAAAAGGAACCUCAAAGAUCCGUCGGCGCCUGACCUGUCACCUACUGCUCUAGCAAUAAUGGUACAUCUCAAACCUGCCUGCCGUUGGCGACAUCGGUGUUAUGCUCUCUUCCAUUAGAGCUCCCGCCAGGAGUGAAUG